Molecule: messenger RNA, 3297 nt
Organism: Varanus komodoensis (Komodo dragon)
Lineage: Eukaryota; Metazoa; Chordata; Lepidosauria; Squamata; Varanidae
Product: potassium voltage-gated channel subfamily C member 3-like
Exons: 3
Coding region: 449-1723 (424 amino acids)
Biological process (GO): potassium ion transmembrane transport; protein homooligomerization
Cellular component (GO): voltage-gated potassium channel complex; dendrite membrane; neuronal cell body membrane
Molecular function (GO): protein binding; delayed rectifier potassium channel activity
Source: RefSeq, a predicted model, not a curated record
GAACGGCAGGCAAAAGUUGCAGAGGCGGCCUGUGCCAGAGCGUCCGGAGCAGGGCCAGGAGAACGAGUUCGGCUGCCUCCCACUUGCUUAGCUCCUGCAAACUUCUGUUUGAUUCACCCGGUACUUAUUUUAAAAAGUUUGCAUAAAAUUCUUACGCCUUUUUGUCUACAUGCCUAUUGAUGCAUGCAUUUUUGUGUACCACUUUUCAAACACACUUUUUGUAAGCAAUUUUCCUUUUGUGAUACACUUUAAUGCUUUUUUUCACCACAGGCAGGUUUGUUUGCAGUUUCCCCUGCAUUUUUGUGCGCAUUUCUUCACUGGAGGAAUCUACUGCCUGAUCGGAGGUGCAAAUUUCAAAGGAUAACUGGGGUUCAGUUUGUGGAUUGGUUCAGAAGUGGAGCAUUAGGUCCUUAACGGAACCCGGCAGCAACAUUCCUCCAACUGAAAGAUGGAGGCACCUGCAGAAAAGAUUGUCCUGAAUGUGGGAGGUGUCCGCUAUGAAACAUACAGCAGCACCCUGAGGGCCUUCCCAGGGACCCGGCUGUGCAGCCUCACCGAAGCCCAGGCCGCCACGACUUCUGAUUCCAGCCCUCGUACCCGAGAGUUCUUCUUUGACCGAAGUGCCCGGCUGUUCGGGCAGGUGCUGAACUAUUACAGGACCAAGCAUCUCCACUGCCCUGCAGGCGUCUGCCGGUCUGUCUUUGAGGAGGAGCUGGCCUUCUGGGGGAUCACGGGCUCCACCCUGGCCCCCUGCUGCUGGACACAGCUGAGGCAGGUGGGCGUCCAACCGGAGAGCGGUGGCCUUGAGGACAUCAGUGGCCAGGGCAACACCCAGGGCGGCCUCCUGCAGCAGGCCGAAUGGAGCAGCGGCUGUUGGUGGGCUCGGUGGCAGCCCCGAAUAUGGGCUUUCUUCGAAGACCCCUAUUCCUCUCGGUGGGCCAUGGGCUUCACGCUGGUUUCCCUGCUGUUCAACAUGGCCAUCAUCAUCAUCCUCUGUGUGAAAACCGGCUCGUUUUCCAAACCCACCGGGGAUGGCCCCUACUCAGGGCCCGUUUCAUGCCAGAUGCCCCCAUACCUCCUGCACCUGGAGCUCUUCUUCAUCCUCUGGUUCACAGUCACAUUUUUCGUGCAGUUCACGUUCUGCCCGGGCAAAAAGAAAUUCCUCCAAAGCCCCAUGAGCGUGAUCGACUUCCUUUCCCUGCUCCCUGUUCAUAUCGAGCUCUUCACAGCCGGAUCUGCGCACGAGAGUCGGGGCCUGGCGUGCUGGUUGCGCCUCUUCCGUGGGGUGUAUAUUCUCAAGCUCCUGAGGGUGCUGAGGCUGGUGGAGACCCCCCUGAUGCUGUGUGUCCUGCCCUACACCUUCCGGUCCAUCCUGAGAGAGAUUUGCAUCCUCAUGGUGAUCUUCGCCUUCGAAAUCCUUUUCUUCGGUGCCCUCUGCUUCUACGCAGAGGUCUUGCACGAUGACCCACUAACAGCUUACCGGGAUAUCACCUCUGCCUUUUGGUGGGCGCUGAUCACUUUGACCACUGUCGGCUAUGGAGAUAUGCUGCCUUUCAGCACGUUCGGCCGUAUUAUCGGGAGCUGCACGGCAAUCUGUGGAGUGCUGACGAUUAUCAUCCCAAUUCCGAUCUUCCUCAUCAAGUUCAAGGCCCACUAUGAUGCUGCUGUAAUCGAGGAGAGGAAGAAGAGGACAAAGAAACGGGCGCCAGCGCUGCCCUCUUGAGAACCAUGGAGCGCCAUCCAUCCAUCCAUCCAGCGGACAAACCCCCAAACGGUGCCCCACAUGGCGCACGCUUCAUUAUCCAAGUUUUCUCUUUCCGUGUGAGCAGCGAGUGUCCCUGUUUUUCCAGAGGAACAGUUCAUUUGCACACACAUGUAUUCACAGACGAGGCCUUUCUUCUUACGAUGUGUUUUUCUUUUUCCUUCGGCAUGUUUUUCCAGUCCCUCUGACUCUCUGGCAAGCACACUCCAACAAAGUCUGCCCACAGUCUCUCUUCAUAAUUUCCUUCCCAUCUCAGUGUUAGGCUCCUGAUUAACAGCAGGCAGGCAGUUGCCUGAUGAAUUCUGAUAAGAUCGGCAGUACAAAAAUUGGGGGAACUGAGUGCACAGGCUUGAGCCUAAAAUUUGCAUUUGCCAGCGCCACGGAUCUCUCAGAAAGGCGGCUUCUCCCUGGAGCUGGAGCUGGAGCUGGAGCUUCCACUUGGACCUGUCCCACCUGCCCAUGAUUCCCCCACCCGUUAUGCUGUAGUGGGAUCACCAGCAGGCAAGGAGGUGGCCCAGGCACAAGUGUGGCUGCAGGCGCCUGCAGUUAGCCACCCCCUCCUGCGGGGACUCCUCGCUCCCCACCUGCUUGCAGCCGUAUUCGUGGCCGUCUGCUCCAGCUGCGCGCUCUGCUCUCGCUCCUUCCUUGCUUUUGAAAUUGCUGUCCAGGGCCAGCUUUUCCUGUGGAUAUGCCUGGCUAGUGCACGGGCUCACAUAGUCAGCCGUCUCCACAGUCCGAGUCGUCACAACUUUUCCGGUGUCCUGUGCUUCCCUUGACCACCCCAGAUCACGGGCCAUACACCCUCGACCUGCCAUGCGGGUGUUCGAGGCCGGUGGGGCAGUUCCACCCUCCCCCAGCCGUUCCUACCCAUCUUGGUGGCGCUGCAGCCACCCUUGCGGAAGAGGACAGGAGUGUGUCGACAGGCAUUUCACAGAAGCAGCCGUGGGUGCGCAGAAGCGGUUCCCUGACAGGUGCCUUUUCGCCAGCAUUGUGCAGUGGAUCCCGUCCCUGAUCUGGGGCAAUUCUAGUCUUUCUAUCUUGGAGACUAGUACAGAAUCCAUGGGGAGUGUACAGGGGUCUCUCUCUCUCUCUCUCUCUCUCUCUCCCCAUUGUCCCGGGAAUUUCUGUUGACAUUUUUAUAUUCUGAUAAUGAAGCAUCUAUCAGAUGCACUUCCCCCGUGCAGCUCCAAUGGGUCAGGAUUAGUCUGUGACACAAACCGGAGAAGCACAGAUCAUUGUCUAUACCUUAAGGAGGCUUAGACUGAGUUUCAAAGGCGGGGGUCUCAGCCCCCCUGGAUGCUGGAAGGGAGCUGGGGAGAAGGGAAGGAAGGAGGUAGGUCCUGCCUUACCUUCAGAAGAGGCUGCUGACACCUGGCACUGUACUGCAAGGCUCCCGUUUCAGAAAUGUGAUUCUGGAGGAGAUGAAGGAGGAAAAAUCUCCUAUGUCUUUUAUAUAAUGGAAUUGUAAGUCACAUAUUUUGCUUUUGCACUGCACCUUAUUAAAAAGGAACAGCAUUAUAGCAUUAUAUGACAAA